GUUUUAGUGACAGACAAAAAUGGCAGAAAAGGUAGAAGCUUGGUUGUGCGAUGGACUGAAUCGGCUUGGCAUCGACGCCUCCAUUGACAUUGCAAGGUAUAUUCUGAGCAUUGAGACAAGUGAAGACCUGGAGGAGUAUAUGUCAGGGUUGCUUGACAGCGAUGAAAAGAGAACACAGCCAUUCAUACGUGAGCUGGUGACUCGAUGGAGGCCCUAUAAAUCCUCACAAGCUAAUGAUGGCAUACAGGUUUACAGGAAGACAGAUUUGGACGAGGUGUACGUGCCAGGGAAGGAAAAGAAGAGUCCAGCAAAUCAGCGGGAUAGAAAACCUCGGAAGAACUUUGUUUUGAAUGGCCAUGAUGUGGAAAAUAGAGGGGUAAUGCCUGGAGAGGAGAAGCCCCCACCCCAGUUACCUCCCCCUGAAAGGACCCGCCCUGCAGAGAAAGACGUGAAGAAGAAACAGAAGUUUGUACCCUUGUACAGCAAGGAAGGCCAGGCCAUGUCUGUCAUACUGAUACCAGGUCGACAUGCCUGUGAGUGUCAGGCAGGCAAGCAUCGUCUCAUUAACAACUGCAGCCGCUGUGGCCGUGUGGUGUGCGAACAGGAGGGAUCGGGACCCUGCCACUUCUGUGGACAUUUAGUCUGUUCAAAGGAAGAAGAAGAAAUACUAUCUAGAGGGUCAAAGAAUAGUGAAAAGUUGCGACAACAGUUGAUCAACAAGGCGCCCACUGAGUUGCUAGGGAAACACCUGUUUUUAAAUGGCAGGGAAUAUUUACAUAGCAACAAGCAAAAAAUACAAGACAGUCUCAAAGAGGCUGAAAAACAUAAAAACAAACUUUUGGAGUUUGACAAAACAAGUGCACGCCGAACUCAAGUGAUAGAUGAUGAGGCUGAUUAUUUCUCCACCGACUCCAACCAAUGGCUGAGUACACAGGACAGAGAGAAGCUGCGCAAACGAGAGGAGGAGUUACGGUCCCUUAGACACGCACCAAGAAAAGAUCGCAAGAUCACACUGGACUUUGCAGGCAGACAGGUGAUUGAAGAAGACCCGAGCGCUGGUGUAAACAUGUAUGAUGUCAACGAUGAUGUGGUGCAGACAGUGAAUUUUGGUGCGCGGCCUAAACAGAAGUCAGGCAAAUAUGCAGAAGAAUCUAACGACUAUCUUGUGAAUCCUGGCAUUUCUGUGCAGGCACCUAAGUUUGUUCCACAAGCAGUGCACACUAAAGCCCCCAGCUCGACACAGCAAGGUGUGGGUGCAGUAAGAUCGUUACCACGGAUACAAGAUAGGGAGCUCCUGGAGAUGUCAGAUGAAGGAAUGUGCAUGAGCAUGCAUCAACCCUGGGCCUCCCUCCUCAUAGCCGGCAUUAAAAUUCAUGAAGGUCGUUCAUGGUACACACCCCACCGAGGUCGACUGUGGAUCGCUGCCACUGCCAAGAUGCCAGAACCAGCUGUGAUUGCAGAGAUGGAGGAAAUAUAUAGACGCCACAACAAUAAUCGUCCCCUAGAUUUUCCAAGCCACUACCCAGUGGGUUGUCUCCUUGGGUGUGUGGAGGUCGUGGACUGUCUUCCCCAGGAGGACUACCAACAACAGUUUCCUGAUGGAGACUCUGGGGACCCUUAUGUGUUCAUCUGUGAUAAUCCUAAAGAACUUUUAGUGAAAUUUCCAAUCAAAGGAAAACAUAAAAUUUAUAAGCUGGAAAGCCAUAUACACAAGGCAGCAAAGAAAGGGCUGAGAUAGCAUUGCUGAACACACUAACAUCAGCAAAACCACUCUUGUGAUACACGCUUUACUGCCGUGACCUUAAGAACAGCCAUAACUGCAAAAAUCUGAAAAAUAUUACUGAAACGAUGUAUCUGAACACUUAUAAUAAUUGAAUAUUUAGAGGUGACAUAUAUGAUAUUUAAUUGAGGGCAGUCUGCUGGUUGAACAUUUUACUAAAAUACUACUUUCAUUUUUAGCUCAUCUAUUUUUUGAAAAAAAAUUAUGAGCUAUUGUCAUCUUAAUGGCGUCAGCGUCAGCGUCUGGUUAAGUUUUGCGUUUAUGUCCUUUUUUCUCAUAAAGUAUCAAUGCUAUUGCAUUUGAACUUGGUACACUUACUUACUAUCAUGAGGGGACUGGGCAGGCAAAGUUAGAUAACUUUGGCGUGCAUUUUGACAGAAUUAUGUGCCCUUUUUAUACUUAAAAAAUUGAAAAUUUUGGUUAAGUUUUGUGUUUAGGUCCAUUUUAUUCCAUAAGUAUCAAAGCUAUUGCUUUCAUACUUGCAGUACUUACUAACUAUCAUAAGGGGACUGUGCGGGCAAAGUUAUGUAACUCUAACUGGUAUUUUGACAGAAUUAUGUGCCCUUUUUAUACUUGGAAAAUUGAAAAUUUGGUUAAGUUUUGUGGUUAGGUCCACUUUAUUCCUAAAGUAUCAAAGCUAUUGCUUUCAUACUUGCAACACUUACUAUCAUAAGGGGACGGUGCAGGCAAAGUUAUGAAUCUCUGACUGGCAUUUUGACGGAAUUAUGGGCCCUUUAUACAUAGAAAAUUAAAAAUUUGGUUAAGUUUUGUGUUUUGGUCCACUUUACCCCUAAAGUAUCAAAGAUAUUGCUUUCAUACUUGGAACACUCGCAAACUAUCAUAAGGGGACAGUAAAAGACAAGUUGCAUAACUCUGGUUGUCAUCUUUACGGAAAUAUGGCCCUUUUGUUACUUAGUAACUUUGAAUAUAUGGUUAAAUUUUGUGUUUCGAUCCACUUUGCUUCUUAAGUAUCAAGGCUAUUGCUUUCAAACUUCAAAUACUUUCAUGCUAUCAUGAUGGUACUGUACCUGGCAAGUUGAAUUUUACCUUGACCUUUGAAUGACCUUGACUCUCAAGGUCAAAUUAUUAAAUUUUGCUAAAAUUUCCAUAACUUUUUUAUUUAUGAUUAGAUUUGAUUGAUACUUUGACAAAACAACUCUUACCCGACAAAACCACAAUAGACUCCACCCAAAACCCCCCCCCCCAAUCCCCCCCAAUUUCUUAAAGAUCAUCUAAUAAAUGACCACCACACCCUAACACUAUACCCCCCCCCCCCCAAAAAAAAAAUAUAUUUUUUAAACAUGGUUAAAAACACAAUUUUUUUUUUUGAAACAUGGUUUAAAAACACAAAUAUUUUUUUUGUAUUAUUUUAUUUUUGAAAUACCGUCCAACCAUCCCACCCAACAACCCCCCCCCCCCCAAAAUAUAUUAUUCUUGCAUUUUGUUUGCAUUUUUGGAAGAUAAUGUAAUAAAUGACCACACCCCCACACUAUACACCCCCCUCCACUCCACCCCUCCCUCCUUUGUGAUUGAAAUGGAGAUAGGUCCCUUCACCUUUAAAAAGAAAAAUAGAUGAGCGGUAUGCACCUGCAAGGUGGUGCUCUUGUUAGACUAUUUACGGAAUGUCCAAGCAAUGCCACUCACCCAUAUGUCAGCGUCUGUGUUAGGCUGUGGUAAGGCAAAGGUGUAUCAUCUCCAAAUCACUGUUUUUAGCUCACCUGUCGCGAAGUGACAUGGUGAGCUUAUGUGACUGUGUGAUGUCCGGCGUCCGUAUGUGCGUGUGUCUGUCAACAAUUUGUUUUUGUAGACAGUAGAGGUCACAGUUUUCAUUCAAUCUUUAUGAAAUUUGGUCAGAAUGUUUAUCUUGAUGAAAUCUGGGUUGGGAUUGUAUUUGGGUCAUCUGGGGUCAAAAACUAGGUCACUUGGUAAAAAACUAGGUCACAUAACAGGUCAAAUAAUUGAAAAACCUUGUGUAGACAAUAGAGGUCGCAGUUUUCAUCCAAUCUUUAUGAAAUUUGGUCAGAAUGUUUAUAUUUAUGAAAUCUGGGUUGGGAUUGUAUUUGGGUCAUCUGGGGUCAAAAGCUAGGUCAAAUAAUAGAAAAACCUUGUGUAGACAGUAGAGAUCACAGUUUUCAUCCAAUCUUUAUGAAAUUUGGUCAGAAUGUUAAUCUUGAUGAAAUCUGGGUUGGGAUUGUAUUUAGGUCAUCUGGGGUCAAAACCUAGGUCACUAGGUCAAAAACUAGGUCAAAUAAUAGAAAAACCUUGUGUAGACAGUAGAGGUCACAGUUUUCAUCCAAUCUUUAUGAAAUUUGGUUCCAAUGUUUAUCUUGAUAAAAUCUGGGUUUGGAUUGUAUUUGGGUCAUCUGGGGUCAAAAACUAGGUCACUAGGUCACAAACUAGGUCAAAUAAUAGAAAAACCUUGUGUAAACAAUAGAGGUCGCAGUUGUCAUCCAAUCUUAAUGAAAUUGUGUCAGAAUGUUUAUCUUGAUGAAAUCUGGGUUGGAAUUGUAUUUGGGUCAUCUGAGGUCAAAAACUAGGUCACUAGGUCAAACAAUAGAAAAACCAUCAACAAUUUGUUUGUGUAGACAGUAGAGGUCACAGUUUUCAUCCAAUCUUUAUGAAAUUUGGUCAGAAUGUUUAUCUUGAUGAAAUCUGGGUUGGGGAUUGUAUUUGGGUCAUCUGGGGUCAAAAACUAGGUCUCUAGGUCAAAAACUAGGUCACAAGGUCAAAAACUAGGUCACUAGGUCAAAUAAUAGAAAAACCUUGUAUAGACAAUAGAGGUCACAGUUUUCAUUCAAUCUUUAUGAAAUUUGGUCAGAAUGUUUAUCUUGAUGAAAUCUGGAUUGGUAUUGUAUUUGGGUCAUCUGGGGUCAAAAACUAGGUCACUAGGUCAAACAAUAGAAAACCUUGUGUAGACAAUAGAGGUCACAGUUUUCAUCUAAUCUUUAUAAAAUUUGAUCAGAAUGUUUAUCUUGAUGAAAUCUGGGUUGGGAUUGUAAUUGGGUCACCUGGGGUCAAAAACUAGGUCACUAGGUCAAAUGAUUGAAAAACCUUGUGUAGACAAUAGAGGUCACAGUUUUUAUCUUAUUUUUAUGAAAUUUGGUCAGAAUGUUUAUCUUGAUGAAAUCUGGGUUGGGAUUGUUUUUGGUAAGUCAGGUGAGCGAUUCAGGCCAUCAUGGCCCUCUUGUUUACUAGAGUUAUUCAAUGGAUACUCAAAGAAAUGUGGUCUUACAAUUUGAUUCAUUCCAGUGUGUAUAAAAGCUUAACUUUUCUUAGCGUUGGGUAAUAGGAAUACUGAUAAUAAUGCCUAAUGGUCUGAUGUUAAGUCUGUGGAUCAGUAGACAAUUUGUUGUUUGCUAGAGGUCUAGAAAACAUGUUGACCCAUGAUCAUUCAAAUUGGUAAGAUGAGUGCAUUACAUGGGAUGAAAGGACGAUGCCAAACAAUUUUAAGUGUAUAGAUGAAGAUGCUUGUUACACGUAAUGUAGACUCUUUCGUUUUCCAUUAAACUUUGGUACAGUCUUACAUUUUCCGGAUGCCUCUAAGCGUAUUUUGCAUAUCCGGGGAAUGUUUUAGUAUUCUUAAGAGUACCCGGUGAACUUUUAAGUAGUACCCGAGCCAACAAUGACUUAUUGAGCAUUAAUAUGGAUGAAAGAUGCCGAUCAAUGUUCAGGUCAAAAGUAAAGACAAAAAGGGAUUGUAACAUGAAAACUAUUUCCACACUAUAAAACAACUUUAACCUUGGAUCAUGCAUGUUGGUAAGUUUUUGGUUAAAGGAAGACUUCUAUCGAUUUGCAGAUUAAAAGGUUAAAUUUCAAGGUCACAGGAGCAUGUAUAUUAUAACAUCUCUUAUUAAUUGCUUAUAUUGGCACUUGACUGCAUGUGUGUGUGGGGGGAGGGGGCUUACAUGUUUAACAAUUUCACCAACAAUGGUGUUCGAAAAAAUGCUGUUGACAUUUGUGAACAAUGAUAGAAAAAAAUCCAAAACUGCCAGAAUGUAUGUUGUUCAUGUUUGGUAUAGUUGUCUUCUGUGUGGCUUCUUUUUUCAGUGUUUAUUGAAGGGAGAUGUGUAAUAUUUUGUUCAAAGUUAGAAAUAGCAUUUAAGAGCUAUCAGUGUUCAGAUUGUUAUGAAAAAUUACUUCAUAAUUGUCUUUGUUAUUACAUUUUUCUAAAGGUUACAUAUCAUGUAAGAAUAAUGUAAAAUACCUUUUUGGUUUAUAUGGGUGUGGGGAUUGAUUGAUACUGUAUGUUGACAUUGUUUUGAAUGUCAACUUUCAUAUAUAAAUAGUGCUUACAUUUUAUUAAUUCAUUACAAUCAUGCUAUUCUUGACUGCUAUGAACAGUUUGUGAAGUCUGUUUCAUUGGUUGUGGUAAAUCAACCAUUAUGUUGAAAACUAAAUUAAAGUUACAAUAAACUUACAAAUUAAUUAAAAAAAAGAAAUAUAUCAAGUGAUAAGCUACCCUAUGUAUGUUAGUAAAUUAUAUGUAUUUAAUUAUGUAUUUUUAUGAGUUGUGCUCUGGCAAAACUGGGGUUAAUGUGUGUGUGUAAAGUAUUGUCCCUUUGAAGUUUACAAAGGUUUUUCAGGAACGACAUUUUCCGCCUAGACUAUAUUUUUUAAGAGACUUUCUUUAACAAAAAUUUCCAUAAAAGUGGACUGCACAUGCUUAUCAGGGACUAUACGUUAUGAACAUGAAUUAUGCACACCUUUUUGCAGAGCCUGCUGAUAUAAUAAUAACUAUCAAAAACACAAACUUUCAAACCUGUAUUUUUUAUAGAAUUAUGGAACAACUCUGUUCCUGUGUGUUGUCAUGUCCGAAGGGACUUCAUGAAAAAUUUCUAUUACAAAGGUUGUAUUUAGUUGUUUUGUUAAUUAUAUCUAGUCAAACCGUAUUUGCAAUCAUGAUUAUUUCUCUAUAAACGAACUACUUGGAAUGUUGAUAAUUUGCUGUAUAGAUGCACUAUUUUCAAUUACCGGUAUUACUGUUUUCUCAAUAGAUGCACUAUUUUCGAUGAUCAUUAUUAUUUUACUUGGGAAACACUAUUUUCAAUGGUUAUUAUUUCUUUAUUUAUGUAAUUUUUUCAUUGAUCAUAAUUUCCCUAUUGAUGUACUUUUUCAAUAAUUAUUUUUUUCUCUACAGAUACACUAUUUGGGUACACUAUUUGCAAUUUCCAUUAUGGAAUCUAUGGAUACACAAUUUGUAUGGAUCAUAAUUUGCUCUAUGGAUACGCUUAUAUACAUGCCCUGGCUUAUGCAUCUGGUCUUGGUGUUGGUUUAAAGCUCAACUGAGCACUUACGAUACUGUGAUGUCGGUCAGUGCGUGCAUAAGUGCUUGUGUUAACUUUCUUUAAACUACUAUUUCUCCUUAACUGCUAGCUUGAUUUAAAUGAUAUUUCAAUGCAAAGAUCGCUUCUUACCCUCUUUCACAUUUGUUAAAAUAUUCAAUUGCAUAUGUAGCUUACCAGAUCUUAAAAUAUAUAUAAAAAUGAAAUAUUAUAAAAUCUUCGCUGAAAGCUUAAGGGUUUGGGUUUUAAUACCUGUAGUUAGUGUUUAAUAUAGUCUAUUGGUCCUGUACUAAGUUAGGCAUACCAUUGGGGUCAAACAUGGCAAAGCCCUACGAGUGGUAUGACUUAUAGCAAAAUGUCCUAGGCUUUUGUGUUUCCCUUAAAUGUAUAGAUAGAAAAAAAUCUAAAAUCUUCUCUCUGAAACCACAAAGCCCAUAGAUUUGGUAUUUGGCAUGUAACAUCAUAAAAUAUUUUCCCUGAUACUAUUUGGUAACAACCAUAUAUUAUGUUAUUAGAUCUCACUCUACAAAUUGUUUGAAACUCCAGUAACUCUAACAAGCACACACGAAGUCUUUGAACAACUCUUGUUUUUCAUUUCACUUAAGUAGCUUGAAAUUUAAAAAAUAGUUGAAUGUUUACCCAAAAAAGAAGAUUGUCAGGCAACAUUGACCUGACUCCCCCAACAAAAUUAGUAUAGUAUCGGACUUUUAUUUUGAUUGCAUUGUAUUAUACCGAAAUCUCUGCAAAGAGAAAGUGUUAAUUCAUGUUUCAAUGCAAUAUUGCACAGUAUUAUUCUAUGCUUGGAAAACCGUAGAAGCAUUACCAAAAAGGUCAUAAACAACUCUAUAAAAUAUGUUAAGUCUGUCCCUGAAUUAUAAGUAUUUUAGCACACCAAACAGAUUUUUUCAUCAAAAAGUUACAUCUAGCUGGCACUUGAACAAGUACAAAUGUCCUACAAGAUAACCACAGUUGUAACUUGCUAAAUGAUAUAUGAUGAUUUAUAAAUCAAAUAACUACCAAUGUUUAAUAUAUUGAUGUAUUGUUUACAUAUCCGUCAGUUAACUAAGAUCUUUGUUUAACGUUUUUGGAUGAAGUGCAAUUGAACAUGGCUCUGACCUUUUAGAUGAAGGUUGCACAAACCAACUGUUAUUGGAAGUGUUGUUAUAAAGAUACAUGUGUGAUUA
Messenger RNA from Dreissena polymorpha, 8246 nucleotides. RefSeq names its product activating signal cointegrator 1-like. Gene Ontology annotation, molecular function: zinc ion binding. NCBI's taxonomy places the organism in Eukaryota, Metazoa, Mollusca, Bivalvia, Myida, Dreissenidae. Gene Ontology annotation, cellular component: nucleus. Gene Ontology annotation, biological process: regulation of DNA-templated transcription. The coding region runs from base 20 to 1738 and encodes 572 amino acids. The record is from RefSeq and is a predicted model, not a curated record. The transcript is spliced from 12 exons.